Micromonas pusilla CCMP1545 is the source of this 2790-nucleotide messenger RNA. RefSeq lists its product as uncharacterized. Bases 1 to 2790 code for a protein of 929 amino acids. The transcript has 2 exons. The record is from RefSeq and is a predicted model, not a curated record. NCBI's taxonomy places the organism in Eukaryota, Viridiplantae, Chlorophyta, Mamiellophyceae, Mamiellales, Mamiellaceae.
AUGGUCGCUCCCGUGAAGACGCGCUUCGCGAGCGAGACCCGGUUCGCGGGCGAGGCCCCGUCGCCGACGGUCGCGCGCGGGCUCACUCGGGGCGCGUCGUCGCUGACGAAGUUCCUUCAGGCCAACGACGACCUCGCGCGGAAGUACGAGGGCGCGUUCGACGCCGGGGUGAAGUCGUCGGCGGCCGCGAACGACGCGGACGACGAGGCGCGAUUCUUGAAGGCGUCCGAUUCCGAGAUCGACCGUCAGACCACCGCGGUGUUAGCGCACGAGCAGCUCGUCGGCGCGCUCGCGACCGCGUGCCCGGACGCGGAGACGCUCGCGUCCGACCUCGACGCGCUCGCGCCGCUCCGGCUCGUGGACGCGGGCGUGUCCCCCGAGCAUUCGAUCCAGCUGUACAAAGCCAUCUACAAGUACGCGAAAGGAUGCGACGAGGCUUUCCACGGCGUCGUCUCGAGAGUCUUCGCGGGUUCGGACCAGGACAGCAGGGACGAGAGCCUGCACGCGGUGUGGCGCGUCGCCGGCGCGACGUGGGAGGCGUCCGCGGGCGCGGCGUUCCCGUCGCAGAUUGGACGUCUUCGCGCCGUGGAGCCGGAGCUGGACGAGAUGACGUCGGCGGUGAACCGCCUCAGCGCCGAGCUCGCGGAGGCGACCGCGCUGCUUGAGAGCGCCAGGGCGGAGAGCGCGUCGAGGCGAGAGGAGAUGGAGCGCCUCUCGCCGUACGUGGGGCGCGCGGAGGACGCGGCGCGGCGCGCGGAGGCGGGCGAGGCGGAUCGCGACGCGUGGCGGGAAAAGUGCGAAUUCCUGGAGACGGAGCUCGAGCAGACGAAGGAGACGCUCGGCGCGGAGGGCGCGAUCCGCGCGGAGAUCAAGUCCGAGAGCGACCGAAUCGAGCGCGAGCUGCGCGCGGAGUUGAAGUACGUCGCCGAGCACUCCGCGAAGAAGUACGCCGCCGCGGAGGCGAACUGGGCGAGAGAACGCGUUAAAUUGGUGGACGACGUCGCCGUCGCCGAGUCGACCGAGCACGCCGCGCGAGAGGCGGAGAAGGACGCCAAGGCGAUCACGGGGACGCUCAAGGCGGACAUCGCGUUCUUGAGGGAGAAACGGUCGGGCGCGGAGAAGGAACGCGUCGCCGCGAUCGCACGCGCGGCGCAGGCGGAGGAACUCGAGGCGAGGGCGACGGAACAGAGAGACGUCGCGAGGAAAGACUUCGCGGAGAAGAAAGCCGAGGCGGAGUCGCUCGCGGCGUCGCUGAAGGACAUGACGGAGAAGCACGAGUCCGCGGUCGGGAGGCUGUUUUACACCACGACGCGUCUGGAGCAGCAGAAGAGGAAGGUUGAGGAGCUGGAGACGCGAGGGGAUAACAUGCAGCUCUCCGUCGCCAUCGAGCGCGCGUACGACCAAGAGAACCGCGCGGACGAGGCGGAGAGGGAGCUCGCGGCCACGAAGAAGGAGCUGAAGGAGCUCAAGGCGCUGAUGAAGGAGUUCGAGGCGAAGUUCGCGGAGGAGAAGCGGCGCGCGGACGACGCGGAGGCCAAGGUGGAGGGCCUCGAGGCGACGGUGGCGCACCUCACGACGGAGAACGACCGCCUCACCGCGGAGAUUGUCGCGCUGACCGAGCAGCUCGACGUCUUGAAAGCGAAGAUCGCCGAGCUCGAGACGAGGAUCGAGGAGCUCGAGACCGAGGUGGCGACGCUCAAGGAGGAGGUCAAGUUCCAAAAGAAACGCGCCGACGCGUUGUCCAAGCAGGUGAAGAAGAUGAAGAAAGAAAUCAUCAAAACCGACGAGGCGCACGACCGAGGCGCGUCGCGCCUCGUCGACGGCGACAAGAACGUCACGCGCAUGGACGCCGCGAAGCUGCGCGCGGCCGCGGUCGAGGAAGCGGAUGCGGCCGGCGACAGCGCGGCGCCGAAGAGCACGAAGAUUGCGGGCGCGGCGGCGACGGCGCGCGGCGUCGACGACGCGUUCGGCGCGCAGGACGCCAAGUGGGACGCGGUGAUUCAAAACGUCGCGACGUUCGCCGCGAGCGUGGACGACAAGCUGGACGGCGCCGCGACCGCGUUCGCGGAGUGGAGCGACGCGUCGACGAGCAUCGCGAGGGUGGCGAUCGAUAAGGCGAACGGCGCCGUCGCGGAGCUCAAGGCGACGCUCGCGGCGUUGAGGACGACGAAAGCGGAGCUGGAGAGGACGAAAGCGGAGCUGGAGAAGACGCUGAGAGAGCUCGCGGACGCGAAGGAGGACUUGGAGAAGACGAAAGCGGAGCUCAAGAAAAAGACGAACGAGCUCGAGGAAACGAAGACGACGAUUUACACCCUCGAGCAGCGCGCGGAUGAGCUCGAGGAGGGCAAGGCGGCGGCUGAGAAAAAAGCCGCGGACGAGCGCGCCGGGCGAAUGAAAGCGCAGUUCGUCGGCGCGUCCAUGCGCGCGAUGAAGGACAAGCACCGCGACGACGCGGAGAAGAACGCGGACGAGGCGGCGAGGCUCAGCGCGGACGUCGCGGCGCUGGAGGAGUCCGCGGAGAGGGACAAGGAGUCGCGAGCCUCCGCGCACGCCGCGCACGCGACGACGAAGAUGCGCCUCGGGUUGCUCAAGGCGGGCAUCAUGGGCGCGGGCGGGGGGGGACCCGGAGGCGGCGGAGGAGGAGACGCUCCGCAAGGGCCGCAGUCGUUCGUGAGCAAGGCGCGGAUCAUGGAAGGCACCCCGGAGAGUAUGGUACCGUACAUGAGCAACCUCGCGGACGAGUACGUCGACGCGUCCGUCGCGUUGAAAGAAGGCGCCUCCUCGCAGUGA